AUGGAAGCGAAUCAUUCGCCGGAAAUCGAAACGACGAGGACAACUGACGAAUUCAAGACUUGCCCUUCAAACCAUCAAAUGUCAUACUUUUGUCAGACAUCACGAGCUAGAAAAACGAUUCGAAAGUGUAGAACUGACCAGGAUUGCAUGUUUUCUAAUGUUCAAAAAUGUUGUGAUGCGGGUGAGAGAUUGAACAAAUAG
Messenger RNA from Caenorhabditis briggsae, 201 nucleotides. Bases 1 to 201 code for a protein of 66 amino acids. NCBI's taxonomy places the organism in Eukaryota, Metazoa, Nematoda, Chromadorea, Rhabditida, Rhabditidae. The transcript has 2 exons. The record is from RefSeq and is a predicted model, not a curated record.